AUGUCCUUCCAACCAGGAAUACCUUAUGUUUUGAUCAACACCAAGAGCAACACAGCUCUCGAUGACCGCAAGUGGACCUUUGAGAGCAUUGGUGCAGGUCUAUACAAUGUCAAGAACGGCACCGGGGAGUAUCUCGGACUGGAAGGUCUAAUCGAAAUCGGAAAGCGUUUAUCAGCAACGGAUACACCUCGUUUUUACUGGUCAAUUGAGAAGGAUCCAAGCUUUGAAAACAUCUACAGAAUUUUUGUUGGCAAGACCAAACUGAGCUUGGAACUCGCGAACAAUGGUAGUUCCGCUAACGAGACCCCUGCAAUACUCUGGUAUAAUGCACUUAGGCAGGGCUUCCGACUGUGCGUUGCCCAGCAUACUGCAUAUUGGGAGGGUACUGUGGUUGCUGGGGGGGGGAUAUGGAAUACGAAAAUAUGGUCUUGGACGGGCUUCUUGGAGAAAUCUGCCUAG
Molecule: messenger RNA, 459 nt
Organism: Cantharellus anzutake
Lineage: Eukaryota; Fungi; Basidiomycota; Agaricomycetes; Cantharellales; Hydnaceae
Exons: 5
Coding region: 1-459 (152 amino acids)
Source: RefSeq, a predicted model, not a curated record